Molecule: messenger RNA, 807 nt
Organism: Colletotrichum siamense
Lineage: Eukaryota; Fungi; Ascomycota; Sordariomycetes; Glomerellales; Glomerellaceae
Exons: 2
Coding region: 1-807 (268 amino acids)
Source: RefSeq, a predicted model, not a curated record
AUGUCUUCAACUGAGGCCCAUGUUGACGUCGUCUACUCGCCACUGGACAUCACUGAACGAACAGUCCUCCCUCGGUCCGACGGUAAGUCUCUCUGGGACAAAGUCCAGCCCACCGCCGCCUUCGAGUGCCCCAAAGCCCUGCUCCUGGUCUGGCCGAUCUUCGGGCCCAUCACCGACAUCGCUGUCCUCGAUAGCACAGCUGCCCCAAGCGAGGCAUUCAAGAACCGGCAGCCGUUUGUGAUCGAGAAUCCGGACGGUUCUAAGACGUUUCACCCCGUGGCCUUGCUACCUGCUACCUACCCCCUUCUAUCCCGCAUCGUGGCAUCUGCCGGCAUUUUUGACGAAUUCCUCGCGGAGGCUCAGCGCGCGGGCGUUACAAAGUUCUACUGCUGCGACGAGGAGUGCAAGAGUCAACCGUACUUGUUUAUGACCGAGGAGCCGAAGCUGGUCAUUCAAGCGUUGAAGAAGCCCUACGUCACCAUUGGCGAGGCCGUCUCUGCUAUUCACGAGUGGCUUCUUGCCAUGCAGGAGGAUAUCCUAAUUGCCGAGAGAGCGCAGUUUCCGGAGGACGAUACUUGGGGUUGCCAGACGCCACUGCCAUCGACGGACACGAAGUUUUGGGUUUCUGGUCUCUGGGGGACGAAUGUAAUGCGCCAGGGCGGCGUUGGUUUUGGGGAGCAGUCUAAGUGGAAUCCUGAGACGGGGGAGGGUGCCCGCAGAUGGAGGAGGAGUGGGAAGAGCUUUUGGAGAUGGCGAGGAAGAAGCGACGUGACUUGCGUGCCAGGGGCGACGGCGGUCAUAAGAUAG